AUGAGUCGUAGAAGCGGUUUCUUGCUUGGUAGGAGAUCAAUCUCACUUGUCAGGCCGACGCCUACGACAAUAGUGCCUACUCAAGUGCCCCAAGUCCCUGAUGUUGAGCCCCUUUUCGCUCAGGAUGCUGAUUCUUUGCACACCCAAUUUCGCGUUCUAGGGCAACCUCCAACUCUGGCAUCCUUGAGUAUCCCGCCUUCGGUUUCAUUGUACAUUCGAAGAGGUUGUAUUGUAUCACUAUUGAAUACCUCUGAACUCGCUUUAACGCAUAGUUGGAUGAAUCCUAUAUCGAAUCUGCUGAAAUAUGGCAGCCUUAAGCCUUCCUUAUAUCACAAACUUGUGUCAAGUCAAGCUUUCAAUGCUUUGGUUGCUCCAAAUGUCAAUACAGGGAAGUUGGGUUCCUGGAUGGGAUUGUCUUCCACUCCAUUCAGAACACUGUGCCUGCUUGAUCUCGAUGGUACAAGCGAUUGGUGUUUAUUCGGAAAAAACUCGGUGAUUGCUUUUGAAGAAAAUUCAUCCUUGGAACUAAGACAGUCUCCGCUCUUCUUUACAUCCCGUAAGAGCAGCCUACCUCACAAAUAUGAAAUUGCUCGAGGUCGAGGAAAUAUUCUUUUAAGUGGUUCGGGAUCCGUUUAUACUAUCGAGCUAGAGUCUCCUUCUGACGAGAUAAUAAUUAAAAGCGAGCACUUGCUUGGCAUUAGUGGCACUUCUCAAGCUGAAAUUAUAAAAUCUGUCGCAGAAACCCAAUUGACGCCCACCUCUUCGAAAAUUACCGCCAAGAAAUCAACAGACGAGGCAAGCGAAUUUGAUUUGAAGCAAUUCUGGAUCAUGACUAAGAAUGCCAUUAUCUCUUCGUGGAAUUUCAUAAAGUAUCACUACACGAGAUUUAUCAAUGGUCCUACAAGGUUUUUGAAGAUAAAGGGCCCCAGAAACAUUCUUGUACAAAGCUCCUACAAUGUCUAUCUUCCAGCAACACCAUCCACUAAUGCUCAGGUUGGUAGUUCAAUUCCCAAAGCAUUGCCUUCAAUGGAAGGUAGUGCUAGAAAUUAUUUAAGCUAUGUCAACGUCGCCAAAGACGGUGAAGUGACCUUCAGCAGCACGCCAAAUUUUGACGAAGAAGUUAAACGGUUGGAAAGUAUUAGUAAAAAAUAG
Lachancea fermentati is the source of this 1152-nucleotide messenger RNA. NCBI's taxonomy places the organism in Eukaryota, Fungi, Ascomycota, Saccharomycetes, Saccharomycetales, Saccharomycetaceae. The record is from the annotation of a GenBank genome assembly.